AUGAGCGUUAAAAAACAAUCAUAUGCAGGAAGCACAACAGAUUAUUCAGAAGCUAUGUUUCAACCAAAUUUUACACAGAGAAACCUAAGCCUGAACUAAAAUUACCAAUUACCUCCCUAAAAUCAAUAAUUUGCUCAAUAAUAGCCAUUUCAAAACUAAAGGAUUUCAUUUGGUUAAGGGGAUAUGUGUCAACCUUAACAAACUAUGCCAAAGCAAAGAUCUGACUACAACUAUCAACCUCAAUAUCCAGUAACUGACAUAAAUAGUACAUUUACAAUGCUGCCCAAAGUAUUUGAAAUGGAUUAAGAUUUCUUACCUUAAGAAAUCCUAUUCCUGUUAUCAGAAGAGAAUAAUCAUCUUGAUAGAUUCAGAAAAAAAGUAGAUAGGGAAAAGGAAAAAAUCAAAAGAGAUGUUAGCUCCAUUAAGUUGGAAAUUUCAAAUAUGAUUGAAGAUCUUGGAGUUUAGAUGUAACAGUUUGUAGAUGAACAUUAUAAAAGAUAUUUGAAUGUUUAUGCUGCAUUUAAGGAUGAGGUUAUUCAAUUUAAGAAAACAAAGUUAGAAGCCCCUCUAAAUCUAGUACCUCCUCCACCCCCAAAUAAUUUUGGAGACUGUUCAAAUGCUAACUUGAUCAAAGAGUUAGAAGAAAUGAAAUAUUAAAAUUAUGUUAGCAAAGUAAAUGCAUACAUAAGCAAUUUGGCCAGAUAAAGAGUUGAAUAAAUAUAAAUUGUUUCAAAAGAAUUAUUAUAAUUGACAAGUCAGAAUAGCGAAUUCUAUCACUCAGAAGCAACUUUGAGAUAACUGAAUAUUAUAAAAUAAGAAGUGGAAGAAAGAUUAAUUACCAAAUUUGGUGACAUGACCAACUACAUCCUACCUUUAGAUUUUAUGGAACAAAGUUAGUAGAAGUAAAUGCCUUAGGAAAUUAAAAGUUAAAGUAAACUCAAUCUGGAGACAUAAUCUCUUCCUUAAUCAGCUAUCAAAAUAAAUCCUUACUUAAAUAUCUAGGAGCCAAAAUUAACUACUCUAAACUUUGAGCAGCAAUUGAAUUAAUUUAAUCAAUCCUCAUAGACAAUAUAAUAGUCUCCAAUCCUAUAAUUACAAAAUCACUUUAUAAAUACGCAUACGAUUUAAGGGAAGGUCACUGAAUUAUAAGAAAUUUAGUCCUAAGAUAUUAGACAUAAUGGAAUGAUACUUUGUUUUAUCAAUAUCAAAGACAACCUUAUUGCCACUGGGUCUAAAGAUACUUUCAUUAAUAUUUGGGAUAAUUCUUCUCUGGUAUCUUAAUUGAAGGGUCAUACUGAUGGGGUUUGUACAUUAACUACUAUUAAAGCAAAUAAUGUGCCUUUCUUCUUAGCAUCUGGAAGUGAUAAUGGAGAUAAAUCAAUUAAGAUAUGGAAUUUAUCAACUUUAAAAGAGCAUAACACUUUAGUAGAACAUCAAGCAGCUGUAGUUGCAUUAUUAUCAUUGGAUGAUGGGUCAACUCUUGUUAGUGGAUCAUAUGAUAAAUCCUUAUUAAUUUGGAAUAUCGAUAAUUAAAAACCAAUUUAAAGAUUAACUGUUCAUUCAAAUGCUGUAACUUGUCUCACUUUAGCAAAAGGAAGAUUCAUUUCCGGAGGAUUAGAUCAAAAUAUCAAUGUGUGGAAAAUUAUCAAAAAUGCUUAAGGAUAGUUUUAAUAAGCAUAAUUAGAAAGAACUAUAAAAAAUCAAACUCUUGUUUGUGCUUUGAAUAUUGUUUAGAUCCAAAAUAAUAUCAAAAUUAUUAGUGGAGGAAAAGAUGGUAAACUUAGAGAGUUUGAUGUCAAUACUGGUGAACUAUUGUCAUCAUAGCAAGUAACUAAUGGUCCCAUUGUGGAAAUGAUUGUUGCAUAAGAUUAUGUGAAUUAUUCGAUUAUCUCAAUGUCAAAUAAAAUUAUCCAAUAGGAUAGAAAUUUAGUGAUGACCAGUUAAGGAGUAAAUAAAGUUUUGGAUACAAAUGACCAAGUAUUCAUUGAGUUUGGAUGUGGAGUUUACCCAAAAAUGGAAGUUGUCGAUAAAGGAGGACAAUUAUAGUUAAAUAUUAUCUCAUAAAAGCAGGACAUUUAGAAGAUAUUUAAGUAUAUCAUUUGA
Paramecium tetraurelia is the source of this 2103-nucleotide messenger RNA. RefSeq lists its product as uncharacterized. NCBI's taxonomy places the organism in Eukaryota, Ciliophora, Oligohymenophorea, Peniculida, Parameciidae. The transcript is spliced from 3 exons. The record is from RefSeq and is a predicted model, not a curated record. Gene Ontology annotation, molecular function: snoRNA binding; protein binding. Gene Ontology annotation, cellular component: small-subunit processome.